AUGACUUGUGGUCCAGUGCUGGUGCUGCUUGGCGUGGGGCUGCCAGAGGUUAUGGUUGGUGGCACAAAUGUGCCAGCGAGGCCCAUGCCUGGGUCGGUGGUAAGGACUGCUCCUGUUGACGAGCCCUGUCCAAUGCCUCGUUAUUCGCAACUCGCCGCUGGAGUGCUUCUCGGAAAAUACGAUUCUGGAAAAGCAAGGCCAUUGGCCCAUGGUGUAGCGUUCAGAGACGCAUCUGGAACCAGACACACAGCAUACCUCAAGAAAGGGUCCAAGAACGAGAUAAUUAUAUCAGCUGGGGCAAUUGGAAGCCCACAGAUCUUGUUGUUGAGUGGUGUGGGCCCUGAAGAGCACCUUAAGGCCCACAACAUCACCGUUGUGUUGGACCAACCCAUGGUUGGCCGAGGCAUGUCAGACAACCCUAUGAAUGCCAUUUUCGUGCCUUCACCUAACCCGGUCGAGGUGUCGCUCAUCCAAGUCGUUGGCAUUAUCCGCUUCGGAAGCUACAUUGAAGCUGCUGGAGGCGAAAACUUCUCUCCGAGGGACUAUGGAAUGUUAUCUCCCAAGAUUGGCCAGCUCUCCACCUUGCCACCAAAGCAAAGGACCCCUGAAGCCCUAGCUAAAGCUGUGGAAUUCAUGAACAGUCUUGAUGAAGCAGCUUUUAACGGAGGCUUCAUCCUUGAGAAGAUCAUAGGCCCCGUUUCCGCAGGCCAUUUGGAGCUCCAGACCCUAAACCCGAACGACAACCCCUCUGUCACCUUCAACUAUUUCCAAGACCCCCUAGACUUGGAGAGAUGUGUCCGAGGCCUUCAUACCAUAGAGAAGGUGGUUGAAUCAAAGGCAUUCUCCAAAUUCCGGUUCAACGAUAUGUCAAUACCAACUCUCCUCAACAUGACAGCCCGAGCCCCCAUCAAUUUGCUGCCUAGGCAUGAGAAUUCUUCAAGGUCUCUGGAGCAGUUCUGUAAGGUCACUGUGAUGACCAUUUGGCAUUACCAUGGAGGAUGCCAAGUUGGGAGAGUUGUUGAUCAUCAAUACAAGGUUCUUGGUGUUGAUGCUCUUAGGGUUAUUGAUGGCUCCACUUUUAACUACUCACCUGGGACUAAUCCUCAAGCCACUGUUAUGAUGCUUGGAAGGUACAUGGGACAGACAAUACUGAAUGAGAGACUUGCGACUGAUGAACCAUAGUGUGUUCAUAAUACUGGGGUCAUACCCUAUAUAUUUGUAACUAUAUAUUAGGGCCGGUUCUGAGAUUUUUGUGGCCUGAGGCGAAUAUAAUCUCGUAUAAAUUGACAUUAAGUGUUCAGGUA
Messenger RNA from Rosa rugosa (rugosa rose), 1304 nucleotides. RefSeq names its product protein HOTHEAD-like. The transcript has 4 exons. Lineage: Eukaryota; Viridiplantae; Streptophyta; Magnoliopsida; Rosales; Rosaceae. Bases 1 to 1182 code for a protein of 393 amino acids. The record is from RefSeq and is a predicted model, not a curated record. Gene Ontology annotation, molecular function: oxidoreductase activity, acting on CH-OH group of donors; flavin adenine dinucleotide binding.